UAAAAACAGCAUCACAGCACGAACAUUUGCCUUGCUUUUGGAAUUCUGGAAUUUCCCAUUUUUAAAAAUUAUCCGACAGCGGUGUGUAUAAUGUCGUAAUUAUUCUAAAUAUCGACAUUUUUGAUAGCCUCUAUAUAACUCGGUAGUUUCACUGUGGAAACCUGGUGGAUAUCAAUAGAUUUCACAAUUAUUAGCAACACAAAGAGAUUAUGAACUCAAAAGUGACUUAGACUACAGGAUACAUGUUAAAGUGAUGUCUUCCAGGGAAAAAUCCGGGGAAAUAAGAAAUAACUAUUAUCCCUGUGAGGUCCGAGUUUUACCCUGUGAUGACGAAGAAGAAGCCUCGGGUCAGCACAGAUCGACAUGGGGGCACCUGUGGGCGGAUUUUGUUUCCUCCACUACUCUCCACGGGAUCCGGUACAUAUUCUACCAGGAAACCUAUAUAUUACGAAGGUUGCUGUGGACAGUAUUGAUGUUGUUUUGUAUUACCUUGAUGUCGUAUCAGAUUAUAGACAGAAUCAUGUACCUACACAGUAAUCCCGUCAACGUUAACGUCAAAAUCAACUACAACCAAUCACUGACCUUCCCCGCCGUUACUAUCUGUAACCAAAACGCAUUCAAAGCUACAACUGCAGCCGAGAGGAAUUGGUAUCGUCUUAUAGAGACUAUGUACAAUGGAAGCUCGAAAUCUUUCUCACAGAGGGACCUAGACAGGUUCCACGCCUCCACUCUGACAUUCAACCAACUCUUCCAGCAGGCCUCUCACAGAAAAGAGGACAUGAUUGUAAGUUGCCGAUGGGCGGAUUUACCUUGUGGACCCAAAAACUUUUCAGAACAGCUGACGGACUAUGGCAACUGUUACAGAUUCGUGGCUCCAGAGAAUUCCAGAUCUACAGGUGCAGACAAUGGCCUGAAGUUGCUGUUGAAUGUAGAACAGUAUGAGUACAUGCCAGGACCUAAUGAAGCAGCCGGUGUAAAAGUACUCACUCACGUAAAAAACGAUCACCCAAGGGUCCGUGAGCUGGGCAUCGCUGUACCCACGGGGACACAAGCAUUCAUAGGUCUUCAAGUCAUACUAGUGCACAAUCUAGAGAAACCCCACGGUCAGUGCCAGUAUAAGUCUUUGAAGUUCUUCCCCCAUUACUCGUACGAUUCCUGUUUGGUGGAAUGCUACACGGAGGUGUCUGCUAGACGGUGUGGAUGCCGAGAUUACUACAUGCCCAGCCUAAACGGUUUUCCUCCUCCUUGUGACCUUGAGCAAUAUUUUACAUGUCUUAAACCUCUCUACGAUGAUUUUUCGCUGUGGUUAGAGAGCUGUGAUUGUCCUACCGACUGUGAUUACACCAUGUAUGACCCCGUCAUGUCAUAUGCAACAACGUCAGAAUAUGCAGGUCAGAGGUUUAUGGACAAAAUAAACGUAACAACUCUCAACUCAAAGCUCAAACGAGCGCGGGAAAUUACACAUCGCAUGGACGCACGAAAACUAGAGACAUUCAAAGAAAAAGUGAAACAAAUGGAAAGAACUUUUGUAGACGUAAAACAGCUGAUCGAAGAAACUAUUCAGAAGCAUAUUAUGAAUCAAAUUGGGAAUGUAACAGAACAUUACAAGAAUGCCAUCAGAGUUACGAACAGAAGAAUACUACUGUUAAGAUUUCAAAUCUAUAAUGUUCAGAAAAACUUUAUGAGGGGGAGGGACGCCAUGGAAGAACGAACACUCUCCCAUUUGUGUAACAGUUUCCAUGAGUUUGUGUUUGCCUACGAGACAAAUCUGCGAAAUUUGAUCACGGAGAAUGAUACAGCAAUAAGAAGAACAUUUUAUGUGAGCACAAUUAAUAUGGUAGACGUCCGGACAGAGAACGCUAAGAGAGCACUCGCUAACUUCACAGUUCUGUACGAUGCCUAUGUGACAGGAACGCCAAUAUUUAGAUACAAAUUCCAGAAGUUUGCAAGACGUUAUAAUAAUUACAUUGUACCCAGACCACUACUGAACGAGUCCACCUACCACAACCCGUAUGCGAGAAGAUACAGUGUAAAACUGGGAGAUGACAUCUUGAGCAUCAUGGAUGCGCUGUCAAGCUACAGAAACUUGACUUGGGAAGUGUUUAGCGAUGCGUCUCUUAAUAUCACAAAAAUGAACCUUGUCAGUGGGAGUUUUAUAGAUGCAUGUGAGAAAUUUUACCACACAAAAAGUACUCUGUAUUAUGAGACGGUGGAUAGACCGGAGAGAAUUCUCAAAAAGAGGCUAGAACAUACGGAGAAACAGAAAGCUGACUUGAUUAAAAUAAAAUCUAGUAUGUUGAACACUCUCGAGGAUCUACAGAACACGUCCAUAGAAAUGAGAGGUGGUGUUUUGGUCAGAAUGGAAUCCAUUUUGCAGGCGACAUUUACAUAUUUUACAUACAGUAAUCGUUCAAAAAUAUCAGUUAGCGAUUUAUUUCACUCCAACGAAUUUAUAUCUGACAUUAGUCAACUGAGACAGUUUCUGCAAGAGAUCGCAACUCGUGGUGCCCUUCUGUACGACCGGUGGCUAUCAUUGGCAACCAGAGUGAAACAUAUUUGGCAAGAUAUAAUUAAAGAUCGCGAUUUGAAGGAAUACUACGAAUUCAAAAACUAUACAAACUUUCUAAGGGAUUUAGAAGACGUGAAAAAUGAAAUAGAUAGCGACUUCCGACACGUGCGUGCUAAGGAUGACAUUCGGUUCAUUGUUGGGAAUAAAGACGUUUUGUUAUUUGAUGCAGUGGGAAACUUGCAAAGAGAACUGCUGAAAUUUCAAAAAAGCACGAUAUUUGAUGAGGAAGUCUUGAAGAAUAACUUUCUGGAGCUAAAUAUAUUUUACAGACAGUUGAGUUAUGAAGAGAUUACACAACAAGAGGCCUAUGAUAUUUUUGCCUUGCUUUGUGAUAUCGGCGGAUCCCUGGGCCUGUUUAUCGGGGCCAGUGUUAUGACUUUAUUUGAGUUGUUUGAUCUCUUUGGAACGUACAUAGCGGAUAGCAAAACGAGGAGCAAAAAAAAUGUCAAAAUAAACCAGUGAUUUUUUU
Molecule: messenger RNA, 3038 nt
Organism: Saccostrea cuccullata (small rock oyster)
Lineage: Eukaryota; Metazoa; Mollusca; Bivalvia; Ostreida; Ostreidae
Exons: 11
Coding region: 254-3031 (925 amino acids)
Biological process (GO): sodium ion transmembrane transport
Cellular component (GO): plasma membrane
Molecular function (GO): ligand-gated sodium channel activity
Source: RefSeq, a predicted model, not a curated record